AUGGGUGAUUUCAAUUCAGUGCUGCAUGCAGGUGAUAGAAUCCAUGGUAGCCAAGUUUCUGAUGCAGAAACAAGAGAUUUUGAUGCCUGUAUUGAUGCAACAGGGCUGAUAGAGCACAAGAGUUGUGGAAAUUUCUUCUCCUGGAACAAUAAAGGGCAAGGUGAUUUGAGAAUACAUUCCAGAAUUGAUUGGGCCUUUGGGUGUGGUAACUGGCAUACUAGUUAUCCAGAUGUAUGUGUGGACUAUCUGAACCCAGGUUUAUCAGGCCACUCCCCUCAUCUGCUGGAUUGUAAAGUGGUGAGACAGAGGGGAAGUAGACCAUUUAAGUUCUUCAAUUACAUGGCUGAGCACCCUAAGUUCCAUCAGAUUGUGCAAGAAGGAUGGGGAUCUGUUGUAAAUGGAACUACUAUGUUUCAAGUGUGGCACAAACUGAAAGUCAUCAAGCAGGGUCUGAAAACUUUGUAUAGAGAAGAAUUUGCUAGGCUGGAGGAGAGAAUUGAUGGUAUUAGGAGGGAGCUGGAUGACACUCAAUCUCAGUUAGCUGCUUCCCCUAGUGAUAUUGACCUUCAACUGACUGAAAAAGAGUGCACUGGUAAGCUUAAAAAGUUUCUGAGUAUUCAUGAAAGAGCUCUCAAACAGAAAUCAAGAAUCCAGUGGUUGAAAACUGGUGAUUCAAAUACAAAGUUCUUUUUCACAGCAGUAAAGGAGAGAUAUGCUAGGAACAGUAUUGAUGUUCUUUAUGAUGCUAAUGGGAGGAAGCUUACCACUGCUGCAGAGAUUAAAGAUGAGAUGAAAGCUUUCUAUCAUGGUCUUAUUGGUUCUGCUGCAGACACUUUGGAGGGUAUUGAUGUUACAGUUGUGAGACAAGGUAAACAACUUUCUGCAGCUUCAGCUCAAUCUUUAGUUCUUCCUGUCUCAACUGCUGAGAUUGAUAUGGCACUGAAAGGGAUUGGCGACAAUAAAGCUCCUGGUUUAGAUGGGUUUAACAGUUUCUUUUUCAAAGAAGCUUGGAGCAUCAUUAAAGAUGACAUUUAUGUGGCUGUUCAGGAUUUCUUCUCCACAGGGAAACUUCUGAAAUAA
This is a messenger RNA of Spinacia oleracea (spinach), 1080 nucleotides long. RefSeq lists its product as uncharacterized. The record is from RefSeq and is a predicted model, not a curated record. NCBI's taxonomy places the organism in Eukaryota, Viridiplantae, Streptophyta, Magnoliopsida, Caryophyllales, Amaranthaceae. The coding region runs from base 1 to 1080 and encodes 359 amino acids. The transcript has a single exon.